Molecule: messenger RNA, 1101 nt
Organism: Dujonia railenensis
Lineage: Eukaryota; Fungi; Ascomycota; Pichiomycetes; Serinales; Debaryomycetaceae
Source: the annotation of a GenBank genome assembly
AUGACAUAUUCUUAUCGAUUUAAAUGGCCAGCCGCCAGUGAUAUCCAGUCAGUUCAUAUAACAGGAACUUUUGAUAAUUGGUCAAAAACUAAUAACCCACUCAAACGCGAUGGAGAUUUCUUCGUAGGAACUAUAAAUGUUCCCAGCAGGGAGAAAUUGGUGUUUAAGUUCGUGAUCAAUGAAGAAUCCUGGGUGAUGAGUCCCGACUAUAAGAUCGAGACAGAUGCAAGUGGCAAUGAAAACAACUACGUGGAUGAAACUGAGUUGGAAGAAGUGUCUACUCCAACUCCUACAACUAAGGCAGCCGCCGCGCCAAGCUCAAGUUAUGCUCUCCCAAAAGAGACUGGGAAAGUUGAACCUGCAUCAAUUACAUCUGCCCCAAUUGCCCCGGUAGCAGCUUCCAAAGAGUCAAAUACUGCUGAGAUUGCAGUACCUCCCACUACCGCGGUAACUACUAAAGAAGCCGCACCAGUUACUACAACUGCUGAACCUGUAACUGCUCUGAAGAUUGAACCAGAACCUAUCCAUGCACCUAAAGUCGACACCCCUAAAGCAACAGAACCGGCAAUUACACAGGCUCCUCAACCACUGGUAACCACAAAGGCAGCAGCAGCACCACCAACAACUGCUGGACCAACCCCAUUAGCUGAAGAAUCGGUUCCAAGUACCCAGGAACAGGUUUACUCGCCUUCCCCAGAACCGGCUGAUUCUGUAGCUCUGCCUUUAACCCAGGUGCUUACAACCACCUCAUCAUUCGCUGGUGUAUCUCUCCCCUCUCAGGACUCGGUCUUCGAACACUUGGAAGAUACGGAAAUUGAAGAGGAUGACGAUGAAGAAGAAGACGAGGAUGCAGAUUUCAAUCAAUUCAAUACUCCAACAAACUCCCUUUUCAAUUCUGGCGUUUUGAAUAGCCCAAACACCACUAAGGGCGACAGCCCCUUACGUAACAAGAACCACAAGGAUAAUGUUGAAAUUCUUCAGGCACCUGGGGCAUUUCCAACAUCGUCAUCUUCCUCUAGCACAAAUCAGGCAACCACUGGUAAUGAUAGUGUUAGAAAAGAUGGUCUUGUUUCAAGGUUUAAGAGUUUAUUCAGAUACUAA